AUGAUCUACCACGAUACUGGCGGCUGGCUAACAUUUAUAUUAACACUGAUUGACGUGCAUUCUAUAGCAGGAAUUAUUCUCUCGGGAGCGCCGAAUUCAUACGCCAGGUAUCCGAAGUGGGCUCAUUCGUUCGAAAAUUCGCUUUCAUUCGAAUUCAAAACGAAGCAGUCGCAUGGCCUUCUCCUGUACACCGAUGAUGGCGGUGUAAAUGGCAAUUUUUAUUCGAUCAGUAUAUCCGACGGGAGAGUUCAACUUGACUUUCGGUAA
This is a messenger RNA of Cooperia oncophora, 267 nucleotides long. The record is from the annotation of a GenBank genome assembly. NCBI's taxonomy places the organism in Eukaryota, Metazoa, Nematoda, Chromadorea, Rhabditida, Trichostrongylidae.